GCCAGACGAGAGAUGCAUGGUACCUUUUUUAACUGUUUUCUUAAGCAUUUCUGGUUGCUAAUGAGUCCUCGUCCUACGUUUUGGCCGUCGCGGAAGUGAAGGUGGAAUGGUGAGGAAGAGGUCGGGCGAAGAGAGAGAGUGAGUUAUGAGUUACGUACUAAGAACGCUGAGGAAAAAGCGAGAGGUGGACACAAUCAUCAGAGACACCAUCGACAAGGUCCUCGUCCUACGUUUUGGCCGCUCUUCCGACCCCGUCUGUCUCCAUCUCGAUGAUGCCCUUUGCAAAUCGGCUCGGGAGGUGUCCAAGUUUGCUAAUGUAGUACUCGUUGAUAUCGAUUCCGACGAAAUUCAAGUUUAUGCCAGCUACUUUGACAUUACUUUCAUACCUUCCACUGUUUUCUUUUUCAACGCUCAUCACAUGAAGAUGGACUCUGGUACUGCAGAUCAUACUAAAUGGGUAGGUGCAUUUCACAAGAAGCAGGACUUCAUUGAUGUUGUAGAGGCAAUUUACAGAGGGGCCAUGAAAGGCAAGCUGAUAGUGAGUUGCCCUCUGCCUUCAGAGAGAAUACCAAAGUAUCAAUUGUUGUACAGGGAUGUGUAAAAGGUGAAGUGACCUCAGUAAAGACUCGAUGGAGCUUGAAGAUUAUCCUGUACUGUACAUGUUGAUUUGAAAGAAUGCCAAGUGUUUUUUUUUUCUCUGGGGGAAUUUCCGCAGAAAAAUUGUUCAAGAGAGUGAAAGUUUUUGCAUUGUAAAUUUCAGAUUUGACAUGAACA
Messenger RNA from Juglans regia (Persian walnut), 774 nucleotides. RefSeq names its product thioredoxin-like protein 4B. Gene Ontology annotation, cellular component: U4/U6 x U5 tri-snRNP complex; U5 snRNP; spliceosomal complex. The transcript is spliced from 4 exons. NCBI's taxonomy places the organism in Eukaryota, Viridiplantae, Streptophyta, Magnoliopsida, Fagales, Juglandaceae. Gene Ontology annotation, biological process: mRNA splicing, via spliceosome. The record is from RefSeq and is a predicted model, not a curated record. The coding region runs from base 146 to 601 and encodes 151 amino acids.